Messenger RNA from Staurois parvus, 310 nucleotides. The record is from the annotation of a GenBank genome assembly. NCBI's taxonomy places the organism in Eukaryota, Metazoa, Chordata, Amphibia, Anura, Ranidae.
UCAAAUCGUAUGAUCGUUUUUCCAAAAAGAAUAUGCGCAUGAGCCAUGACCUGGAAGGAAUAGAAGUUUCGCCUGUUAUAUGGGGUGAACUUUAUGACUUGGUCAUUCGAUUUUUGAAAUUAUUGAUGGCACCAUCAGAUUACCAAGCGAACUAUGUUUUCGAUUUUCGGCCAAAAAAUUAUUUGGAAUUCGACCCAUGUAUGGCCUGCAUAAGAGCGCUGAUUGGAUUCUGAUCAGCUGCUGAGUUUAAGGCUACUUUUACACUGAGGAGUUUUUGAAGCGUUUUUGUGUUUAAAAAAAAAAAAAAAAA